UGUGUGUUAAUGCAGGUUUUGAGUGUGUGUGUGCUGACUCUGCAGACCUGUGCCUCUCACCCCGGGGCUUCAGCAGGGGUCAGUGAGGUAUAUAAACACCCCGGGGCAGAGCGGUGGAGCAGCGAUCACACACACACAUACACUUGUACGCGCACACAGAUCGGUGGAGAUGAAUCCGGAGCAGCAGAUGGAGCAGAGGGGGCGGAGUCAGUGGAGCAUCACGGUGUUCGAGGAGGAAUACUUCCAGGGAAAGUACUGUCACUUCACCAUGGAGUGUCAGAACAUCCUGGACCGAGACUUCAGGAAGAUCCGCUCCAUAAAAGUGGAGAACGGACCGUGGGUAGGUUACGAGUACCCGGAGUACCAGGGACAGCAGUUUGUGUUGGAGAAGGGAGAUUAUCCAUGUUAUCAGGCCUGGAGUGGAAACAGCAGCUACCGCACUGAACACCUUCUGUCCUUCAGACCCAUCCAAUGUGCUAAGCACAGCGACAGUAAGUUGUCCCUGUACGAGUGUGAGGAUUUCCAGGGUCGGAAGUUCGAGCUGUGUGAUGAUUAUCCGUCUCUGCAGGCCAUGGGCUGGUGCAGCAAGGAAGUGCCGUCCAUCAAAGUCAACUCUGGAGCCUGGGUGGCGUACCAGUUCCCAGGUUACCGUGGUUAUCAGUACAUCUUGGAGAGAGACCGCCGCGAGGGCGAGUUUAGAAACUAUAAUGAGUACGGCACGCAGGCUCACACCAACCAGAUCCAGUCGAUCCGCAGGAUUCAGCAUUAAACACAUACACGAUCACAUACACACUCUCUCACAUACACACACUCUGUCUCUCAAACACACACACACACUCUCUCCUUCCUCACUACAUCCUUCCUUG
Molecule: messenger RNA, 866 nt
Organism: Hemibagrus wyckioides
Lineage: Eukaryota; Metazoa; Chordata; Actinopteri; Siluriformes; Bagridae
Gene: cryba2b
Product: crystallin, beta A2b
Exons: 4
Coding region: 170-769 (199 amino acids)
Biological process (GO): lens development in camera-type eye; visual perception
Molecular function (GO): structural constituent of eye lens
Source: RefSeq, a predicted model, not a curated record